GUGUGCAGGUCCAGUUCGGAAAGGUAUUCUACGACAAACGGAGGAUCACCCCGUGUUUUUCGACCACAAAAAAAAAACAAGAAAAAUUACUGCCAACCAUGUCGGAGUUGAACAACGUCAUCGUACAUGGGGAAAAAAACGUCACGUCCGUUCGAUCCAGUCAGUAUGAUUACACGUGGGAGAUCAACAAUUACAGCGUUUGGAGCACCAUGGUACGUGGGGCCCAGUACACCCCCGUUUUUCCGUCUGGCCAGCACGAGCCAAUUCAAUGGCAGUUGAAGUUUGAUCCCAAAUCAUCCCAAAACCCUACUUUUGCUUCAUUGUUUGUUGAGUUGGUCGUUCCCAUUCUGAAGGAGGAUGAGAAAUUCCAUGCUGGAUGCGAGAUUACCUUGGAAAACGUCGACGGAACCACUAUUUUUGUGAAAUCCUUCAAAAGUGACAAUGGUUGGAAUCAAGGCUGGGGAUGGUCUUCUAAUCGAAUGUGAAGCGCUGCAUCAGGCCGUAAUGCCGGAGGACAAGUUGAUUAUUCGCUGUAAGAUUAUUGCCAACACUUUGAUCGUCACUGAAACGAUCAAGCAAAACUUGAAGAAACUACCGGAACCAUUGUCGAGCAGCUUGGGGCAAGAUUUAAAAACGCUCAUCGAUGAUAAUAAAUUCGGAGAUGUUGCCAUUCUGAUCGACGGCCAGCAGUUUUUGGCACACAAGUGCAUUCUCACUGCUAGGAGUCCCGUGUUUGCUGCCAUGUUCGAACACCAAUUGCAAGAAACCAUCCAGAAUUGCGUCACGAUCAGCGAUGUUGAACCGGGCGUCUUCAAAGAGCUGCUUCGUUACGUCUACACUGACGAGUUGACCACUUUGGACACGAUGGCCCACGCGUUGUACACGGCGGCCGAUAAGUACGUCAUUCCAACGCUGAAGAGUCGCUGCCAGUACCACAUCCUGGAUAGGCUUAGCGACGAAACGGUAGCCGAAACGCUGGUACUCGCCGAAAUGCACAGCGACCAGGAGAUGAAGAAGCGUGCCUUGAAGUUUCUCAGCGAAACCAUGACGACCGAGGUGACCGAAACCGAGGGUUGGAUGAACAUGGUGCAAACUCACCCUUACCUCGUGGACGAAACGGUCAAGGCGUUGCUGGAGGUCAGGAAGACUGUUGGCAAGGAAUGAUGAGGCAGUG
Culex quinquefasciatus (southern house mosquito) is the source of this 1174-nucleotide messenger RNA. RefSeq names its product speckle-type POZ protein-like A. The transcript is spliced from 2 exons. Gene Ontology annotation, cellular component: cytoplasm. Bases 442 to 1164 code for a protein of 240 amino acids. Gene Ontology annotation, biological process: regulation of proteolysis; proteasome-mediated ubiquitin-dependent protein catabolic process. The record is from RefSeq and is a predicted model, not a curated record. NCBI's taxonomy places the organism in Eukaryota, Metazoa, Arthropoda, Insecta, Diptera, Culicidae. Gene Ontology annotation, molecular function: ubiquitin protein ligase binding.